AUGGCCAACACCUUCCUGCGCGUGCAGGGCGAUACUAUCGUCGACGGGAAUGGAGAAGGGAUUGUGAUGCGAGGAGCUGCUCUUGGAGGAUGGAUGAAUAUGGAAAAUUUCAUCACAGGCUUCGCAGGCCACGAAGCCCAGCACCGCGCCGCCAUGCGCCGAGUCCUAGGACAAGAGAAAUACGAAUUCUUCUUUGACAAGUGGCUCGAGUAUUUCUUCACUGAGGCGGACGCUAAGUUCUUCGCCGACCUAGGACUGAACUGUCUGCGUCUGCCUUUCAACUACCGGCACUUCGAGGACGAUAUGAAUCCCCGCGUGCUGAAGGAAUCUGGCUUCAAACACCUGGACCGAGUCGUCAACCUAUGCGCAGCACACGGGAUCUACACCAUCCUAGACAUGCAUGCCGUUCCCGGUGGUCAGAAUCCAGACUGGCACUCCGACAAUCCUACUAGCUAUGCCGCUUUCUGGGAUUACAAGGACCACCAAGACCGGACUAUUUGGCUCUGGGAGCAGAUAGCCAACAGGUACAGGGAUAAUCCUUGGGUUGCUGGGUACAACCCUCUCAACGAACCUUGCGAUCCUGAGCAUGUUCGGCUCCCCGCCUUCUAUGCUCGUGUUGAGAAGGCGAUUCGCAAGAUUGACCCGAACCAUAUCCUAUGGCUGGAUGGGAACACGUUCGCGAUGGAGUGGAAGGGGUUUGACGACGUGUUACCUAACUGCGUGUAUGCUAUGCAUGAUUACUCGUCAAUGGGUUUCCCCACCGGCGAUCGCUACAAAGGCACAGCCGAGCAAAAGGAGCGGCUUGAACGCGGGUACCUGCGCAAAGCGCACUUCAUGAGCGAGAACAAAACCCCUGUCUGGAACGGGGAGUUCGGGCCCGUCUACGCGGACCAGGUAUUCGACGUUGAUGCCGAGACUGUCAACCAAGAGCGGUACAACCUCCUUGGCGAUCAGCUGCGUAUCUACGACAAGUAUAACAUCAGCUGGUCGAUCUGGCUCUACAAGGACAUUGGUCUGCAGGGUAUGAUCUAUACGAAUCCCGAGAGCAAGUGGAACAAGACGCUCGAGCCUUUUCUGGACAAGAAGAGGGACUUCUGGCUGGAUAAAUGGGGCCGUCGGCCUAAGUCUGAACCUGAGGAAGCUUUGAAGCCUUUGCUCGAGUGGAUUGACCGUGUUAGUCCAACGGCGAAGAAUACUUAUCCCACGUCGUGGAAUACGGAGUUGCAUGUCAUGCGGAACGUGUUUUACACUUUCUUGGCGGCGUCGUUUGUGGAUGAGUUCGCUGAAUUAUUCCGAGGAAGCAGUAAGAAGGACCUGGAAGAGUUGGCUAGGAGUUUCCACUUUGAGGGUUGUGUGCAGCGAGAGGGUUUGAAUCGUAUGCUUAAGGACCACGCACAUGCGUCUCAUCGCAUUGAUCCAAUCCGGUUGACGUCAGACAACAUCCUCCCGAUCCUCAACCUGCCCCUCACUCACAAGGUGCUGGGCCAUGAUUCCUCAGACGAGUCUCUUGCACAGGUUGCAAGUGGUGAGAUCUCAUAUACUACCUUCGUCGCCGAUCAGGCCCGCGCCGCCCUCCAGUCUAACGAUGACUUAACCACGGAACAAACACAGUCGCAAAUCCUGCACAUUGGACUAGCAGCCUUGUUCAGCUUCCUACAGUCCAAUGUCACCGGCCCUCCCCUCGAAUUCAGCUCGGCCGAAGCUGUGUUGCCCUCUAUCCUGCGAACUGAGCCCACAACCCUCAAAACCGUGCGGGCAAAGGUCAUCCGUGACCUAACCCUGGAUGGAGAAGCUGCCUACAAACUCACGCCCAACCCGGAGUUGUUCGCUGUAGCCAAAGCUCUGCUGGUAGAUUCAAGCAGUGAUGGACCGCUUGUGACAAAGACCGCGCGUAUGCGCGCCAACUUCCUUCACCAAAAAAUGCUUUCGGAAGUCACGAGUACUCUCCAGGAUGCGAUCUACAAGGAUCUUGAGAUCCUGGAUAAGGCUGAGUUGAACUCAGACGAGAGGAGUCGGUUCCUGCUGGAAAGGGCCAUUAUUCACACACACCACGGAUUCGAUGUCAAGGCACGGGAAGAUAUUGAUCAGGCGGCCAAGGUGCGGAGGUUCGAGUUUGCGCUGACCGGAAAGAUGGGCAAGCGGACAAAAUUCCAAGACCGUGAUAUCAGUCAGCUAGUCGUUUUGGCUAAGAGUACGGAUGAGACAUCACAACCUUCAGAGCCUUCUGGGCCUAAGAACCUAAACUUGGACGACGAUACCCUUCUCGAGGCCAUCUCUUUCUCCGACCAAAAGCCCGACGAGCAGUCUUUGGCAAUUCAAGAUAAGGUGUCUGCAGCUUUGAGUGCUAUUGAUGCGAACAAUCAGCCCAUUCUCAAUCCCGUUGACUCUGCUCUCCUACUCGCAUUGGCAUCUGCCAUUACUAACACUUCGCCUGAGAACGGCCUCACCCGCGAGGAAACAAACCCCUAUGCCACUCGAGUGCUCGAUGGCGGCAGCUCCAACUGGCAGAUCUAUACCCAAGCACUUCUAGUCCGCAGUCGAGUAGAGGGCUACCGUUCGCGUACUGUUGAGAGAGCCGUGCUGCAGAUGCAGGCUUUGGUGGAUCAGGUCAUUGCGGACACCGCAACUAGCGACGACGCCGCUCAAAAUGAGUCGGGCGACCCUACGACUUUCCUGCCACGCCCUGAGCAGUCUGAGUCCGCCCCGGCCGCUGACCGACUCGAGCACAUCUGGAUCCUAGACUUCUCAACACGUUGGAGCCUCGAGGCCGAGCUUGCCAAGCGCUGGGUUGAUCUCGGUGGUCUGCGCACCGCGCUCGAGAUCUAUGAGAGACUGCACAUGUGGGCUGAGGCCGCGCUUUGCUACGCCGCUACCGAGCGCGAAGGCAAGGCGAAGAACAUCAUCCGCCGCCAACUUUACCAAGCCACCGGCGCAGAUGAAAAUGAUGAAAAUGAGAAAUUCGACGGACCAGAGCGGUCACCACUACCAGCAGAUGCUCCACGCCUGUUCUGUAUCUUGGGAGAUAUCGACAAGGACGAAAAGAUGUACGAGCGUGCCUGGGAAGUCUCCGGGGAACGAUAUGCCCGCGCCCAGCGGUCCCUGGCCCGCCACUACCUCACAUCAACACCACCACAAUUAGAACAGGCCGAGAUAGCCUACAAGAAGAGCUUGCACAUCAACCGCCUGAACCAGGGCGCAUGGUUCGCUCUCGGCUGCGUGCAGCUCGAGCUCCAGAAAUGGGAAGAAGCAACUGACACCUUCACCCGCACCGUCCAACUCGACGAUACCGACGGCCAGGCCUGGAGUAACCUUGCCGCCGCGAUGCUGCGCAUGCCCGACCCAGAGCCCGCCGCAGAGGUCAUUGAUGAGUCCACCGGCGAGGUCUCCGCCGCCGAAGUCGACCCGCACAAGCGCAAGCGCGAGGCACUAUCGGCCCUGCAACGCGCAGCACAACUCAAGGGCACUGACGCCCGCAUUUGGGACAACGUCCUGACAGUCGCGGCGUCCAUCCCGCCGCCGGCAACACCAUUCCGCGAUGUGAUAACCGCCCAGAAGCGCAUUAUUGAGCUCGUCGGCACGAAGGACGGUGAGAAAUGCAUUGAUGUGGGGAUCCUCGCCAUGCUCGUUGACUUCCUGAACGUGGCGUUCGAGUACGAGGAGUUGCUUAUUCGCUCUGACGAUCCAUCCGAAGCCCCGAUUGUUCGCACCGGUACUGUUGCCGGCCAGAUCAUCUCGCUGGUCGACCAGCAUGUCAUUCCGCUUAUCACGCACUCUUCGGUAUUGUGGCAGAUUGUUGCUCGCGUUGAAGUCUUCCGUGGCAGGCCGUCUAAGGCGUUCGAGGCCCAUGAGAAAGCAUGGCGCGCUACUAUUGCUGCUAAUGCUCAGGGUGCUUUCCAGAUGGGUGAUGAGAAGCCCUGGCUUGAGGUUGUGCGGGCUACGGAGAAGCUCGUGAGGGAUGGGUAUGCUAAGUUUGGUCCUAUGGACCGUGAAGAUCAGAAGGUUGAGGGUGACCAAGAGGCCGAGCUUGUUGCGAAGGACUGGCGGUUUAAGUCUCGCAGUGCCGUGAGAGGAAUCAUGGGCAAGGGCAAGGAAUUCUGGGAUGGAACGGAAGGCUGGGACCGCUUGAAGGAGUUGCAGUCUGAGGUUACAGGCAAUUAG
Penicillium egyptiacum is the source of this 4158-nucleotide messenger RNA. Lineage: Eukaryota; Fungi; Ascomycota; Eurotiomycetes; Eurotiales; Aspergillaceae. The record is from the annotation of a GenBank genome assembly.